This is a messenger RNA of Daphnia pulex (common water flea), 746 nucleotides long. RefSeq lists its product as uncharacterized. Bases 144 to 569 code for a protein of 141 amino acids. The transcript has 4 exons. Lineage: Eukaryota; Metazoa; Arthropoda; Branchiopoda; Diplostraca; Daphniidae. The record is from RefSeq and is a predicted model, not a curated record.
UCGGCUGGGUUCUUGCGAAUCGUCUUGGUGGUGAAAGUCCUCCCGUCACUUUGGGACGGUCCGGUGACCUCCACUUCAAUGACGUGCCAGUCCAAUAAGCUGCCAGAGAAGAUUCCCACAUUCCAAGGUUUCUCUGCCAAUAAAUGGGGUGCGGUGCUUCGAAUCAAACCAGCGCAUUGGAAGACUCGUCUCCGAACGGCCGUACUUCCUUGGACGAGGAACUAUCUGAAUCGGGCGAGACAGCCAGCCUUACGCAUUCGUCGCUAAGUUACGAACUUCAGCCACCGCAGCCCAUUAAAGAAAUGAAAGCCCCAAUAGCCUUUGAAGUGCCAGGACAAAACCCAGAUGAAAUCGGUGAGGGUGUUUCUAUCAUUCAAGCUCAUCCGCCAAGGCGACUGAGACGUCUGGAAGACGAACAAGUCAAUUUGUCUGCGGAAGAAGUUGAGCGCCGCCAUGCUUUGGCUGAACAACGCCGACAAGAGGCUCUGCAGAUGCGCGUUCAAAGUGCCCGCCUUUCGACGUCCAAAGGACCGAGACGUCAACUGUUGGCUCCGAUAACCAACGAAUAAACGCGAAUAAAUUUUUGCACUAAAUCAAAAGUAAAAGGCACCAAGUUUGAAUCGCACGAACCCCUUAAAAGAAAUCCCGCCUAUCAAAACCACUGUGAUAUUCUAACGAGUGACAUCAAAGAAACUGUGCGAUGUAUUUUGCACGCAUUGAGAGAAUACACGGUAAAUAGACAUUAA